Racocetra persica is the source of this 1517-nucleotide messenger RNA. Lineage: Eukaryota; Fungi; Glomeromycota; Glomeromycetes; Diversisporales; Gigasporaceae. The record is from the annotation of a GenBank genome assembly.
UUUAUAUUGCUAACUUUUACUAUUUCUAUUUUACUCGAUAUAAUCCUCUACCAGGACCAUUUCCUCUUCCAUUAAUUGGUAACAUUUAUAUGUAUUAUGGAGACUUAGAUACUUUAUUCUUCAAUCUUCAGAAAAAAUAUGGUGGGCUUUACGAAGUAUAUAAUGGUCCAGAGCGUAUAAUCUGGAUAGGUGAUGCAAAACUUAUCAAAAAGAUACAUAUUCCAUCAACGAAAACAAACUUUUCAUUUCGAUCUAGAAAACCAUGGGUCGAUGAGAUCGGAAUCAAAACAAUUGGAAAAGGAAUUUUCUUUAAUCGUAAUUUAGACUCUUGGAAAUAUAAUAGAAGGAUUUUAUCUCAAGCUGUUGCUUUGCCUUCAUUCUUAAGACAAUUUUUAAAAAAUACUGAACUGAUUUUCGAAGAGUUUGAUGGGUAUAUCGGUAAUUUACUGAAUGUAAAUAAAAAUGAGGAAUUAGAUUUAUCCAAGUGGAUCGUCCGAAUCUUGUCUGAAUUAUCUUCCCGUACAACUACUGGUAGACCUGCAUACACUUUAUCUUCUUAUUAUAAUCGUCUUUCGUCAAAGAAUUCAAAGAUCAGUCCAGUUGAGGAAUUAAUAAACAGAAUUCGAAUUUGGCUAGUAACUUCCCAAUUUGUUUAUUUUUUACCGAAAUAUCUAAGAUAUUGCCCACCGUUUUAUUACUUUCAAUGGAAACAUGAGAAAAAUAUUCAAUGGUUGAAUAAUUAUUUAACCGAUCUUAUAGUUAAUAGAAGAAAAGAAAUUGCAAAUAUUCCUAAAGAUCAAGUUUUAAAUCUUGAUAUUUUAACUUUAUUAAUCUGUGCAAACACGGAAAGGGGUCCUCAAUUUAAUAAACCGGGUGAUGAACCUGACGAACCCAUGGGUGAUGAUGAUAUUAAACAAAAUUUGUAUGAUGUUAUUAUUGCUAGCAUUGAUUCGUCUUCCCAUACCGCUUUGAUUGCACUAUAUCACAUCUGUAAAUAUCCUGAUAUAAAAUCAAAAGUUUAUGAAGAAGUCGAUCGGGUUUUGGGCAAUGAUAGAUCCAGUCCAAUGAAAUACGAAGAUUUAGAAAAGUUGACUUACAUCGAAGCUUGUAUUAGUGAAUCUAUGCGCAUGUUGCCAACGGUCCCAGUAAUCUUUAAACAAGCAAAUAAUGAUGACAAUCUCGGCGAUUUUAAAAUUAAAGGUGGUCAAGAAUUCUUUAUCAAUUAUCAUUAUGUUCAUCAUGAUGAAACUUAUUGGCCUGAUCCAGAGUCAUUUAAACCUGAACGUUUCCUUGAUAAUAACAAUAUUGAUAAAAUUAGUUAUAUGCCAUUUGGUGGUGGAAUUAGGAUAUGUCCUGGACGUCAAAUGGGUCUAAAUUCCGCUAAAACUUUAAUCGCUUUAAUUUUUAAAAAUUAUACAGUUAAUUUAGUUGAACCAGAUGCUCCAUUAAAGAAAAGCUACAUUUGGUCAAAUGAAUGUGACGAAUUAAAAGUUUAUCUUAGACCAAGAAAUAAUUAA